GGACCCUUCGCGCCUUCAUACUCAUUCCGCAUCAGAGAAUAUAUCGCCAGCUCCCGACAGUUUCGUCCAUCGCUCGACCUCUCUGCCCUAAUUGAGCCACCUGCCGGUUGCCUUUGCGGUAAGGAACCGAGACUCGACGCCGCCAUCCAUCCCACAGUCCCCAAGGCAUAUAAGACAAACCCACAGAACGGCUUCCGCCAUGGAUAUCGACAUGAGCCGUCGCAACAAGGUCCCGCGGCCUUUGUCCGACUCGGAACGAGCCCGGUUGGACGAGUUCAUUGACUCUAUUCACUACUCGGCGCGAUACUCUGACAGCGAGUACGAGUACCGUCACGUACAACUGCCCAAGGCCAUGCUUAAAGCCAUCCCAAAAGACUACCACGAUUCUUCCCACGGAACCUUGAAGCUGCUAUGGGAAGAGGAAUGGCGAGCACUCGGUAUCACUCAGAGCUUGGGUUGGGAACACUACGAGGUGCAUGAGCCGGAGCCGCACAUCCUACUGUUUAAGCGCCCUCUCAACUACCAGCCUCCCCAGUGAUCCGCACUGAGAAGAGGCCGAGAGAGGACAAUACCUCGUCUUUGCAGACCGCAGCAGAUGGGAUAAAGACGGCGCAU
Molecule: messenger RNA, 615 nt
Organism: Colletotrichum navitas
Lineage: Eukaryota; Fungi; Ascomycota; Sordariomycetes; Glomerellales; Glomerellaceae
Product: cyclin-dependent kinase regulatory subunit
Exons: 5
Coding region: 200-538 (112 amino acids)
Biological process (GO): regulation of mitotic cell cycle
Cellular component (GO): cyclin-dependent protein kinase holoenzyme complex; SCF ubiquitin ligase complex
Molecular function (GO): protein kinase binding; ubiquitin binding; histone binding
Source: RefSeq, a predicted model, not a curated record